This is a messenger RNA of Tarenaya hassleriana, 1098 nucleotides long. Its product is annotated as cyclin-U3-1. Gene Ontology annotation, biological process: regulation of cyclin-dependent protein serine/threonine kinase activity. The record is from RefSeq and is a predicted model, not a curated record. The transcript is spliced from 3 exons. The coding region runs from base 232 to 900 and encodes 222 amino acids. Gene Ontology annotation, molecular function: protein kinase binding. Lineage: Eukaryota; Viridiplantae; Streptophyta; Magnoliopsida; Brassicales; Cleomaceae.
AUAUAAUUAAAAAAAAAAACACAGAAAGGAGCAUCCCACCUUCUUCCUCCCCAGUUGCUCCCUGUAGAGAGAAAUAUGGAGAAUCGCUGAGGAUAAGCAUCUUCCUGCUUCCAUGUCCCAAGUUUCUUCUUCUCUGCCUUUUUCUACUUCUCCGUAGAAGAAGAAAUUUUUGGGCUAUUUUCCCGGCAAAAUCUGCGAGUUCCCUUUUCUUACCUGAGAUCCGUUUGAGAAAUGGGCACCCUUCCUCCAGAUUCAGAAAGCUUUGAUUCAGAUCUAUGCCUCAGAAUGGGGCUCAUACUCUCGAGUAAACGGGUUAAAGAGUCACCGAUGGUUCUGUCAUGGCUUUCUUCGUCUCUGGAGAGAUCUGUGCUGCAGAAUGAGAAAUUAAUUGGAUCGUUCGAGAUCAAAGACUCUGCAACUGUGUUUCAUGGGCGGUCUCCGCCUGACAUCAGCGUCAGGCAGUACUUGGACCGUAUCUUCAAAUACUCCGGCUGCAGCCCCUCUUGCUUUGUCGUCGCCCAGAUUUACAUGGAUCGGUUCCUCCAGCUGGCUCGUGUUCAUCUCACAUCGCUCAAUGUCCACCGGCUUCUCAUAACAAGUGUCAUGUUGGCUGCAAAAGUCUUGGAUGACAGGUAUUUCAACAAUGCCUACUAUGCAAGAGUUGGGGGUGUGAGCACGAGAGAAUUGAACAGAUUGGAGAUGAAAUUAUUGUUUACGCUUGACUUCAAGCUUCAAGUAAAGCCCCAGACAUUUCAUGUAUAUUGUUGUCAGUUGGAGAAAGAAACAAGUGGGGAGGGGUUUCAGAUCGAGUGGCCCAUCCAACAGGCGUGUCGAGCCAAAGAAGAGACUUGGCCAAAGAGGAGGCCGGAGUCAGCCUGCCCUCAAACGACAGCCCGGUGACUGCAGAGGGUAUGAUAUCGGAUUUGGUUGGUAACACUGGCGAUUCUUUUCCACUGUUGUUGUGAUUUUGUACUGUGUGUAAAAAUAUGUGCGGUUCUUCUCAUAGGUAAAAGGGUUGGUACGUCCUCUGGUGUGUUGAAAAUGUAUUGCAUUCUUUCUAGGUUUUUUGAUUGUAUGUGACACACACUCUUGCCCCUU